Molecule: messenger RNA, 739 nt
Organism: Ceratina calcarata
Lineage: Eukaryota; Metazoa; Arthropoda; Insecta; Hymenoptera; Apidae
Exons: 4
Coding region: 128-739 (203 amino acids)
Source: RefSeq, a predicted model, not a curated record
AACCGCGAGAAGAUGUUGCGGCCUGUGCUGCAGAAAAAGUUUGCCGCUCUCACGGGAGAGGUUUGAUACGUAUCCGGGAAAGUGUCGAGAAGAACCGGUCUGAUAUCAGCCGGGCAAUUCCGAGGGAAUGAGGGCCCCGUGGCUGGUGCUGAUUCUCGCGAAGAUCCUCGAGCUGGUCCUCGGGGACCACGUGUGUCACCUUAACGUCACAGACUUCGGUGUUCCUGGUCACACCUCCACCGAGGUACUGUCCAGGCGUAGGCGUCUGGUCUUUCCGAUGGGCAGCACGUUCGUGCUGACAGUGUCAAUUUUGCAACCAGUUCAAAUCCAACUGCCCAGCAACUGGAAUCUUGCCUUCGAGUUCGACGUGAUCUGGCCGCUACCUCCCCAAGAGAACUUCCGCAAGAAGUAUUUUAAAAAGAGACCCUGGAUGGUGAAACGACGUCAUCGUCGCGAGUUUUACGCGAACAUUGAAACGGCACUGAACAGUCGGAACCUCCCAGGAAGACAAUGCCUCUUGAGAAGCAUCUGUGAGGCUAAGACAUUGUUGAGUCCACCAGGUGUCUCGUUCGUGGAAGAUGCCAUUCGUUUAAUAUUAAGUAAUUUUGAAAACGUGGAUCAAAUGGAUUCGUACGACGUCGCUUAUAGGACUGAAACUCCGUGCAACGUGGCUUAUGCUUGUCCGUUCUCAUUCUUGAAACUACUGCUGUUUAACAUGUACACAGACGAUUUAGGAUGA